UUAUAAACUUUCACAACGUAUAAGAUGACAUUUAGCGUGUAUAAGACAUGUGCUUGGCUCUUGGAUUUGUUUGAGCUGCUCAGUCUUGGCCGAAACGUGUGCGGUUUAAGCCGCAAAAACUCGUGUUGAGUGUGUUUUUAUAUGAUGUUGGCCCGUGAGCUUUUAUUAAGGCAUAAAAAAACUAUUUUAAUGCUGAUGUUGCUCGCUGUGAUUUGCAAUGUUAUCAUUUAUCUCUACAUAAUGGACACGAAAACAGAAGCUUCAACAAGCAGAACAACUUCAACAUCAACAACAGCUGCAGCAGCAGAAGCAGCAGCAGCAUUUGCCCCAAAGACAACAACAAAAGAGGCAACAAUGCCACAUGAGCUCAUUCAGCCGGAGACGCUAGUGAUGGCCGGUCUGGGCACAUUGGGUCGACCGGCGGAGAGCAACUGGACUGCUGAGCAGCUGCUGGCCAUGGAGAGCAGCCAGCGCGAAACGGGUUAUAAUGCCUGGCUCUCAGAGCGCAUAUCGCCGGCGCGCAAGCUUUUCGAUAUGCGGCAUCGCAGCUGCAAAAAGCUCAAGUACCCAAUGGAAAAGCUCCCAGCUAUCAGUGUCAUUAUCACCCACCACAACGAACAGCCGAGUGUGCUGAUAAGAACGCUGAGCAGUCUGAGAAGCAGAACGCCGGCGCGCCUACUGCGAGAGAUCAUUCUGGUGGAUGAUGGCAGCGAACUGAAGCAAGAGCACCUUGCGAGAAUUGUGGACGAGCAGUUCCGGGGCUUGGUGCAACAGCAGCGUCUGCCAAGGCAGCUGGGCCUGAUGCAGGCGCGGCUGGCGGGCGCUGAGAAGGCGCUGUCGAAAGUUCUCGUUUUUCUUGAUGCACAUGUGGAGGUGACCCGGGGUUGGCUGGAGCCCUUGUUGGCACCGCUGCUGGAGAACAAUAGGACCUGCUGCACACCCGUCGUGGAUACCAUAGACUAUGAGACCUUCGCCUAUAGGCGCGGCAAGCCAUCGCGUGGCUUCUUCGACUGGGACUUUAACUACGUGCAGUUGCCACUGCUCAAGGAGGAGGAGCUGGCGCUGCCUGCGCCACACGACAAUCCCAUCAUGAAUGGAGGUCUGUUUGCCAUAGAUCGCAACUGGUUCUUUGAGCUGGGUGGCUAUGAUGAAGGACUGCGCAUUUGGGGCGCGGAGCAGUUCGAGCUGAGCCUCAAGAUAUGGCUGUGCGGUGGUCGCCUGCUGGAGGUGCCUUGCUCCAGAGUGGGACAUCUCUUCAGGAAUGGCGGCUUCCAUGCGCAGUACAUGAAAACCGAAAGUGGUAGCAAGGCGUUAGCUAGGAACUUCAGACGUGUGGCCGAGGUGUGGUUGGAUGAGUACAAGGACAAGCUGUAUGCGAAUAUGCCGCACUUGACCCACAUCAAGGUGGGCUCCUUGAAGAAGCAAAAGGCACUGCGUCAGCGUCUGCACUGCAAGCCCUUCAAAUGGUUUUUGGAUCACCUGGGUCGCGAUUUCUUAGAACAGUAUCCAAUUGACGAACCUUUGGAUUACGCCUUUGGCGCUGUGCAAAGCUUGGCAGAGCCCACAUUGUGCUUGGAGCGAACAGAGACUGCAGAACAUCCGCAACUGCUGCCCUGCGAUGAGGACCUCAUGUAUCCCAAGUUGGAGCAAAAGUGGACUUUGAGCCAUUUCCGUGAUCUGCACUCGAGUUCGCGUUGCUUGGAGCUGCAGCAGCGGCAGCCAAAUGCUGAAAUCUGGCUCUGGCAAUGCCAUCAUCAUGCUGGCAAUCAGUUCUGGUCCUUCGACCUCAAUUCCAAGCACAUUAUCCAUGGCCAGAACAGAGCUGAGCAGCGUUGCCUUGAAGCCCUCGUGGAACAGCGCAAGGUGGUGGCCAAUAUCUGUGAUACCCACAAUCUGCGGCAGCAAUGGAAAUUUGGAUAUGCAAAUGAGAAAUUGCUGGAGGACUUUUGGAAGAAUUUACCUCAGUAGCAAAAGUCAAAAAAGGGUAAAAAGACGGGAUGCAGUGGAAGGUGACUACAUGACCUUUCACCUGACCAUGAUUUGAUUUAACAAGAUACUCAUUAGCUUUAGAAAUAGUUCGGAAGUUAUUCUAAUAACCUUAAUAAUACCCUGUCUUCAUGGUAAAUAUAUAUAUUCUCCCCGCCUGUCUGUCUAAGAGACUAGAGAGAUAUAGUUUUGAGUGGAUGUAAAGCACAGGCACAGGGUAUCUGCUAGUCGGCCACUGCCGUCUAGAGCAUGUAUAAGUAUAAUAA
This is a messenger RNA of Drosophila montana, 2252 nucleotides long. It is a transcript of the gene Pgant8, whose product is annotated as Polypeptide N-Acetylgalactosaminyltransferase 8. Bases 142 to 1968 code for a protein of 608 amino acids. Gene Ontology annotation, molecular function: polypeptide N-acetylgalactosaminyltransferase activity. The record is from RefSeq and is a predicted model, not a curated record. Gene Ontology annotation, biological process: protein O-linked glycosylation. Gene Ontology annotation, cellular component: Golgi apparatus. Lineage: Eukaryota; Metazoa; Arthropoda; Insecta; Diptera; Drosophilidae. The transcript is spliced from 3 exons.